AUGCCGCUUCGACUUGUUCUUCUGGGAGCACCUGGAUCAGGCAAAGGCACACUCACGUCACGGCUCUUGAAACAAAUGCCUCGUCUCACUUCUAUCUCCACGGGCGACCUUUUGCGGGCUGAAAUUCAGAGUUCGACCCCUAUAGGAAGACUUGCAGAUGCAUAUAUCAAAGAGGGGAAACUGCUUCCAGACGAAUUGAUGGCAGGAAUGGUGGAAACCGAGCUUGCAAAGAGAGACAUUUUAGACAAGUCGUUUCUGCUAGAUGGAUUUCCGCGAACUCCCAGCCAGGCGUUGGAGCUGGAACGCCGGCUUCAAGAUAAUAAUAUAAAUCUGGUUGUUGAACUGGAUGUCCCGCCCGAUGUGAUUGUCGGAAGAAUCGCCAAUCGGUGGAUGCAUUCUUCGGGAAGAGUUUACAACUUAGAGUACAAUCCUCCCAAAGUUCCGUUCAAGGACGAUGUGACCGGGGAGCCACUAUUUCAGCGGCCAGACGACAAUCCCGAAACUGUUCGCAAAAGAUUGAAGACCUAUUACGAGCAACUGGAACCAAUCAAGCGGUUCUACCAGUCCCGAGGUGUGUACGACAAAGUUGGAGGUGAAACGUCAGACAUUAUUUUUCCGCAGCUCUAUAGACUUGCCAAGAGUCUGCUUGACUAA
Messenger RNA from Ogataea angusta, 654 nucleotides. RefSeq lists its product as uncharacterized. Gene Ontology annotation, molecular function: ATP binding; AMP kinase activity. The transcript has a single exon. Gene Ontology annotation, biological process: nucleobase-containing compound metabolic process. The coding region runs from base 1 to 654 and encodes 217 amino acids. NCBI's taxonomy places the organism in Eukaryota, Fungi, Ascomycota, Pichiomycetes, Pichiales, Pichiaceae. The record is from RefSeq and is a predicted model, not a curated record. Gene Ontology annotation, cellular component: cytoplasm; mitochondrion.